Molecule: messenger RNA, 2260 nt
Organism: Eremomyces bilateralis CBS 781.70
Lineage: Eukaryota; Fungi; Ascomycota; Dothideomycetes; Eremomycetales; Eremomycetaceae
Product: galactose oxidase
Exons: 2
Coding region: 265-2226 (653 amino acids)
Molecular function (GO): protein binding
Source: RefSeq, a predicted model, not a curated record
UUGUCCUAAGCUAGGAGCUGUUAAUUGCUCGUCCAGGACGACGAUUCAUGUUAUGUAUUACAUAUGGAUAGAGGCACAUGUGCUGCUAGACCCAUGAUCUGUGGGGAAUUCAUUUGCAAGUCCACACUAUGGUACUCUACAGAUCAUCGCUUCAUGGCUAUCGGCUUUUGCACCAGAUAGGCACUCUAUAUACCGGCGCUCUGACUGUUUAGCAUUCAAUUCGACCGCUGGUACGUCCCCAUCGCUGCCGAAGCCCAAUUGAAAAUGGGCAAAAAAGACAAAAAGUCCAAAACAGCCGAGAAGAAAGUUCGAGUGGCGCAAAAGCAGGAAAAGAAGGCCUCUCAAAAGCAGAAGAAGGCAAAAUCAAAGGGAAAGGAUCAAGAUAGCGAUGUAGAAGAUGUUGAUCUCGACGCUGUCCUUGCCGAAUAUGCAAAUCAGCAAGAACAAUUCCUCAAAAUUACGGAAUCAGUUUGUGAUCCCCCUCCACCAAGAUCUUCCGCUACGAUCAUAGGGUCACCAUCGAACUCCAAUGAACUAUUUCUCUACGGAGGGGAGUACUUCAAUGGUGCUUUGGCCAAGUUCUACAACGACCUUUACAUCUACAACAUCAAGCAGGACAAAUGGAGUAUUGUGACCAGUCCCAAUUCUCCGCUACCUCGUAGCGGCCAUGCUUGGUGUCGGGGAGGCAAUGCUGGCGGAAUUUAUCUGUUUGGUGGAGAGUUUUCAUCGCCCAAGCAAGGAACUUUCUACCAUUACAACGACUUCUGGCACCUGGAUCCCACAACAAGAGAGUGGACGAAGUUGGAGAGUAAGGGAAAAGGACCUCCCGCACGAAGUGGUCAUCGAAUGACUUACUUCAAGCAAUACAUUUUGCUGUUUGGUGGCUUUCAAGAUACAUCCCAAACGACAAAGUAUCUUCAAGAUUUGUGGGUGUAUGAUUGCCAGACAUUCACAUGGUACACCCCAACUCUGCCCCCUUCUUCUGGCAAACCCGAUGCUCGAUCCUCUUUCUCACUUCUUCCCCAUGACGGUGGCGCUGCGCUGUACGGAGGAUACUCCCGGGUGAAGGCAUCCGUGUCUGGUAAACAAGGCAAGGGUGGGAACUCUUCUCGUGUCAUCUUGAAACCAAUGGUUCAUCAAGACACAUGGUUUCUUCGUAUUGUUCCUCCAGGGAGCGAGUCUGCCCAGACACCGCCAGGGGUGAGAUGGGAACGACGCAAGAGACCAGCAAAUGCACCGAAUCCACCUAGAGCUGGUGCUACUAUGGCAUACCACAAAGGAAGAGGAGUUCAGUUUGGUGGCGUGUUCGAUGUGGAGGAAAGCGAAGAGGGAAUGGACAGUGAAUUUUUCAAUACCCUAUUUGCAUGGAAUAUUGAUCGGAAUCGAUAUUUCCCGCUUGCACUCCGCCGUCCCAGAUCUACCGGAAAGAAACCGCAAGAUCGGUCUAGACGGCAGAGAGGAAAGGCAGAUGAAGACGAAUUGUUACGGAACCUCGCUGCCUUGGAAACGAGUGGCAAGAUAUCUAGAGCUGAUCAAAUCGAGUCAAAGGUCGAUGAAUCAGAGCAGGAGGUGAAGGUGGAGCAUACAGUGAUAUACGAAAUGCCUCAUGGUCGAUUCAACGCUCAGUUGGCCGUGCAAGAUGAUGUGUUGUACAUCUUUGGUGGAACUUACGAGAAGGGCGAUCGUGAAUAUACAUUUGAUGAGCUUUGGGCUGUGGAUCUCGGGAAGUUGGAUGGAAUGAAGCAGGUCUUUAAGAGGGAGCUUGAAGAUUGGGAAGGAAGCGAUGCGGAAGAGAGUGAAGAAGAGGAGGAUGAAUACGAUGAGAGCGAGGACGAAGAUGAUACGGAGAGUCCUGCUGCGGCUGAAGAGUCUAAGGUGGAAACAGAACCGGCCAAAGAGGAAGCGGAUGAAGAGGCUACUGAUGAACAGCAAUCUUCUCUCAACGACACUCUUCCUCAUCCACGUCCAUUUGAAUCUCUUCGAGAUUUCUAUAAUCGGACUUCGGUGGAAUGGCAAGGAGUAUUGCUCCAAGAGGCGGGAGAUGGUUCUGGAAUUGAAAACAAGUCCGUCAAGCAAGUUAGAAAAGACGCCUUCAGUCUAGCGGAAGAGAAAUGGUGGGAUUGUCGUGAGGAGAUCCGUGUCCUGGAGGAUGAACAAACCGAAGCAGGCAUUGGAGAAGUUGUCAGUCUAGCGGAUAAAGGCACAGGAAUUGGUAAAAGGAGAUGAACUCUUUAGAUUCCGCUACCUGCAAGUAACUCUC